GUGUAAAUGAGAUCAAAUUAAAACAUUUACUUUAGCAGCAUUUUUAACUGACAUCAAUAUAAUAUGUUCAUACAGACUAGGGCCAUAGCUGAAAUAAAGACUAUGUUUAGCGAUGUUUGGUUUUUAAUCGUGAUUUGAGCGGUCAAAGUGCAGGACUCACCAUCGUCAGACUACGGAAGUGAUAAUUCUGUUCGAACAAAAACACGUUCCUCGCAUCCCUCAUCCCACAACGAUUUCAACACCCUCUUAUCGACACUGCCUGUGUCUCUGAACAGUUGUAACUAUGGCGAAGGUGCAAACCUCUUCUAGCAGACCCUACCACAUUAUAAUUUUUGGUGCUUCGGGUUUUACUGGGCAAUUCGUGGUUGAAGAGUUGGCCAGGACCAUGUCAGAGGGGCCAAAUGGGACGCUGAAAUGGGCUGUGGCCGGGAGAAGCAGACCAAAAUUGGAAAAAGUUCUAGAGCAAGCUGCUGGAGUCCUUGGCAAGCCGGAGCUGAGGGCAGCGGUGGAGGUCCUCGUGGCUGACGUGGGUGAGCCUGACUCCCUGGCAGCCAUGUGCAAACAGGCUGUGAUUGUUCUCAACUGUGUGGGGCCAUACAGGUUCUGGGGUGAGCCAGUGGUGAAGGCAUGUGUAGAGAACGGUGCCCACUGCAUUGACAUCUGUGGAGAACCCCAGUUCCUGGAGAGCAUGCAGUUGAACUACGACAGCCAGGCAGCUGAUAAAGGAUUGUACAUUGUGGGGUCUUGUGGCUUUGACUCCAUUCCGGCAGACCUCGGCGUCAUCUACACCAGGGACCAGUUCAAAGGGACUCUCACUGCUGUAGAGAGCUUCCUGACAGCCAGCGCAGGACCUGAGGGUGCUUCUAUCCAUGAUGGUACGUGGCAGUCGGCCAUCUAUGGUUUUGCCGACAGCGAGAAGCUAAGAAACCUCAGGAAGAAGUUUGGACACAACCCUCUCCCUGUGGUCGGUUCAAAGAUCAAACGCAGGAGUGCCCUGUUCUACAGUAGCGAGGUUCAGCAGUAUGCAGUCCCUUUCAUGGGAGCCGACCCCUCGGUGGUGAAGAGAACUCAGCGCUUCCUUCAUGAGGAUUACCAGGAAACGCCUGUCCAGUAUGGUGCGUAUGCAGGAGUGGGUGGGGCGGCCAACGUUGCCAAGAUGCUCAUUGUCGGGGUGAUGUUCUGGCUCCUGGUCAAAUUUAGCUUUGGACGUAACCUGCUGAUCAAGUAUCCAGAGUUUUUCUCCUUUGGUUAUUUCUCCAAGGAUGGACCCAGCAGAAAGCAGAUGGAGGGUUCAUCCUUCCAGUUUGCGUUCCAUGGGGAGGGCUACACUGAGGGACAGGACCCCAGCCAGGGGCCGCCCAACUCUAAGAUCCGCACGCUAGUCCAAGGACCAGAGGCCGGCUAUGUGGCCACGCCCAUCACCAUGGUACAGGCUGCCAUCACCAUCCUGAAUGAACCCACCGCCCUCCCAAAAAAGGGUGGUGUGUACACUCCAGGGGCAACGUUUGCCAGAACCACGCUGGUCGAGCGCCUCAACAAGCAUGGCGUCCAGUUCUCUGUCAUCUAGUGCUUGACCUCAUGUGGCCCCUGACCCUUACUAAAGGUCAUCAGUACUCCAUUGCUGGUUCCGCUAGAUGGUCAUUCUGCAAAGUGUAAAUAUGCUAUAUCAGCAACGAGCAAAUUAGCUCAAUUGUGAUUAGGUCUAAGGUUAGUGUUUAAAAUCAGUAUUCUUAUAGAAAAAUUGUCUUCCUGCCACCUUUGCAGCAUUUCCUGAUACUGACCUGCUUUUCCCGACUGAGACCAUAAAGCACUUGAGGGGGCUGUUAACUUAUUGUCAGAUAAUGGCACCUUGGCUUUGACUAACUCCGCAAGGCUUGCAGAGUAGAAAUGCCUCUUCUCUACUGUGUGUUUGUUUCAUGCAUGCACAUAUAUAUGCGUGUGUGUGUGUGUGUGUGUGUGUGUCUUUCUCAGUGGAAAGCCUGACUGGAUUUUUAUGGUACGUCAUUGAUGCUCCUGUUAGUUAUGUCCUUAUUCUCAUCGAUUCCGGUUUUAUUUCCAAGCACAAUCUGAAACCUAUUCUGUUUCAAGAGAAUCUAUAGUUUAUCAACUGUUUUAGAAAUUCCUUUAUUUACCAUUUUGUGCUGUAUUCCAGUAAACAAAUAUAUUUUUUUUAGCAUCUGCUUUGAAUGUGCUGAGAAAUGGCAUUGUUGAGAUUGACAAAGUAGAGUUUGCUGCUUGUAUGAAAUGCAUCACACUCACAGAAAGGUGCAGUGAACCCUCAUGAUUUUUUGGUGUCUUGAUUUCACUGAUCUUUUGUGUUCUGGUACUGUUUGCCUCUGAGGGUUUCUUCUGGACAUAAUAAAACCAACACUACUGGAAA
Messenger RNA from Esox lucius (northern pike), 2380 nucleotides. Its product is annotated as saccharopine dehydrogenase-like oxidoreductase. Gene Ontology annotation, cellular component: mitochondrion; lipid droplet; plasma membrane. The record is from RefSeq and is a predicted model, not a curated record. Bases 284 to 1567 code for a protein of 427 amino acids. The transcript has 12 exons. Gene Ontology annotation, biological process: glycolipid biosynthetic process. NCBI's taxonomy places the organism in Eukaryota, Metazoa, Chordata, Actinopteri, Esociformes, Esocidae.